Messenger RNA from Acanthamoeba castellanii str. Neff, 1383 nucleotides. Its product is annotated as cudA family protein. The coding region runs from base 1 to 1383 and encodes 460 amino acids. The transcript is spliced from 2 exons. NCBI's taxonomy places the organism in Eukaryota, Discosea, Longamoebia, Acanthamoebidae. The record is from RefSeq and is a predicted model, not a curated record.
AUGUCUGCCUCCACAUCGACCCCGGCGGCAGGCGCUCGGCUCGUCAUCACCAACCAGGAAUCAGCUGAGCAGGAGGCGAUUCACAAAAAUGGAGAGAACAAACAGCUGCAUUCGGUCAUCAAGAAUGUGCCGUUCAUCAUCGAUCUCUCCUUGGAGGGCGACUUCGACAGGAGGGUCAUCAAUUUCAACAAUUGCACCCUCGAGGCCACCCUCAUGAAAAAGCCGGUCCACUACGUCUCACGUCGGCCGGUCGAGUACAACUGCACCGUCGACAAGACAUCGGCGGGCGACAAGGUCCGGGUCGAGUGCGUUCUCAACGUGCUCUCGUCCCAGCACGAGGGCGCCUACUUCCGCCUGCGCUUCUCGGCCGCCUCGCUCGCUCAACACGUGCUCUCCGAUCCGAUCAGAGUCGUCUCCAAGCCUCUCCAACUGAAGAAGGUCAAGGAACAGAGGAAGGCUGCCGCCGCCGCCGCUGCCGCCUCCGUCGAGGGCAAGACCACAGCUGCCAGCAAGAAGCGCCCGCUCAGCGACUGCAACUCCUCCAUCCAGGACACGCUCGCGCGCAUCGAGGCCCAGCAGCAGGCUCAGCAGACCCUCAUCUCGAGCCUCUUCCAGACCGUCAUGACGCAGCUUCCUCUCACGCCCGCUGCGGCGUCUUCGGCCCCCAACACGCCGGUCUCCUCGCCCUACUACUGCGCCGGCAACCCUGCGACGCCUUCGUCUUCGGCCUCGCCCGCGGCCAUCUUCGCACAGCCCGCCACCCCGCCGGCCAAGAGACGCCGCCUCGACAACCCCGCCGCGCAACAAGCACCUGCUGCUGCAGCGACCUCCGAGCUGCAGGCAACCUUCGAGGGCCAUCUUCGCGGCCUGAUCGACUCGUUCCACGCCAUCACCCCGAGCCGUCGCGCGCAGGCCGUGCACUCAUCCGUCAUGGGUGCCUCUGCCACGCAGGUGGAGAAGCUCUCAGGCCUCGUCGACGUACUCUGCGCCGAGGGCCUCGGUCGCACCGCCCACAUCAGCCUCGGCGGUGGCUCGAGCGUGCCCUCGAGGUCGAGCCAGCUGCCCUACCACCCUACCUGGCAGCUGUCCAGCGCGAGCUCGCCCCUCGUCUCCGCCGGUGCCGACGCGAGCGACGACGACGACGACGCAGCGACCGAAACGUGGCUCAGCACGGAGACCUCGCCAACGAGCACGUCCCCCAUGUCUCCGGGAGAAGGCCAGUUCUCGUUCAACUCCAUCGAUGUCCUCUUCGACCCCGCGUCGGCUGAACUCCCAAAGCCGGCGGCCGUAGUCGGCGACUUCGACGACGACGAGCUCUACACCGAGCUCUUCUCCAGCCAGGGCUGGCUACUCGACCAAGGUGAGGCCAGUUCUUCCUUCUAA